Molecule: messenger RNA, 1128 nt
Organism: Caenorhabditis bovis
Lineage: Eukaryota; Metazoa; Nematoda; Chromadorea; Rhabditida; Rhabditidae
Source: the annotation of a GenBank genome assembly
AUGGAAGACGAAAUCGCCGCUCUCGUUGUUGACAAUGGAUCCGGAAUGUGCAAGGCCGGUUUUGCCGGCGACGACGCUCCGCGCGCCGUCUUCCCGUCGAUCGUCGGACGUCCACGUCAUCAGGGAGUCAUGGUCGGAAUGGGACAGAAGGAUUCGUAUGUCGGCGAUGAAGCGCAAUCGAAGAGAGGAAUCCUCACCUUGAAAUAUCCAAUCGAGCACGGUAUUGUGACCAACUGGGAUGACAUGGAGAAGAUCUGGCAUCACACUUUCUACAACGAGCUCCGUAUUGCUCCAGAAGAGCAUCCAGUUCUUCUUACUGAGGCUCCACUCAACCCAAAGUCGAACCGUGAAAAGAUGACUCAGAUCAUGUUUGAAACCUUCAACACUCCAGCCAUGUACGUCAACAUUCAAGCCGUCCUUUCGUUGUACGCUUCCGGAAGAACUACCGGAAUCGUUUUGGAUACCGGAGAUGGUGUCACCCACACUGUCCCAAUCUAUGAAGGAUAUGCCCUUCCACAUGCCAUCCAGCGUUUGGAUCUUGCCGGUCGUGAUCUUACCGAUUACAUGAUGAAGAUCCUCACCGAACGCGGAUACACUUUCACCACCACCGCCGAACGCGAAAUCGUUCGUGACAUCAAGGAGAAGCUCAGUUACGUUGCUCUCGACUUCGAGCAAGAACUCGCCACAGCUGCUUCCUCCUCGUCGCUCGAGAAGAGCUACGAACUUCCGGACGGACAAGUCAUCACCAUCGGAAACGAGCGAUUCCGAUGCCCAGAAGUUCUGUUCCAGCCGGCCUUCAUCGGAAUGGAAGGAGCCGGAAUCCACGAGACCACUUACCAAUCGAUCAUGAAGUGCGAUGUCGACAUCAGAAAGGACCUCUACGCCAAUACAGUUCUCUCCGGAGGAACCUCGAUGUUCCCUGGAAUCGCCGAUCGUAUGCAAAAGGAAAUCCAACACUUGGCGCCAAGCACGAUGAAGAUCAAGAUCAUCGCUCCGCCAGAGAGAAAGUACUCCGUGUGGAUCGGUGGAUCAAUUCUUGCCUCGCUCUCCACAUUCCAGCAGAUGUGGAUCUCGAAACUCGAAUACGACGAAUCGGGACCAUCGAUUGUUCACCGCAAAUGCUUCUAA